This is a messenger RNA of Zasmidium cellare ATCC 36951, 486 nucleotides long. RefSeq lists its product as uncharacterized. Bases 1 to 486 code for a protein of 161 amino acids. The transcript is spliced from 3 exons. Lineage: Eukaryota; Fungi; Ascomycota; Dothideomycetes; Mycosphaerellales; Mycosphaerellaceae. The record is from RefSeq and is a predicted model, not a curated record.
AUGCCCGCAAUACUUGACGCAAGCCGCAUUGGCAAGAAGCCGGUAUUGACAGUCACAGAGCGCCCUUUCACUACAACUACAAGAAUCUCCACCUUGGGCGGCGACUUUCUGGUGACGGACACACGCCCAGCAUGGCACAUCGAGCCGAACCGAGCAGUGGCAUUCAAGACGCCAACACACGGCGCGCAAGCAUCGUCAGAAGGACCUCUUGGGUUCCGAAAGCCCGUCUACGAGGAGGUUCUUCUUCCACCACGACGAAUCAUGCUGUUACACGAGGGCGAGGACCGCUGGCCAACUGACGAGGAACCUUCACUAUUACAAGUCAAUCGUCAGAUCCGCCGAGAGGCGUCUGCUAUUUACUGGCAAGAGAAAAAAUUCUACUUCUACUUCUAUGCCAUGAACCACACCCUUGACCCUCUUGGACGAGUAGCUGCAUGGGCCAAGCGCAUGGAUACAGACGUCUUGUCCAACCUGCAUCACCUCUGA